UGGGGGCUGCUGGGGGGACUUGGGGCACUUGGACUCAGUCCCCGCACCCCCGAACCGCCCCCGGCCCCGCUGCAGGCGGCCCCAGGCCGCGCCCCUCAGUGCAGCCGCGGCCCCCCCGGUCCGCUCACACCGAGCCCCCCCCGGUCCGCUCACACCGAGCCCCGCCCGGUCCGUUCAUACCGAGCCCCCCCCGCUCCGCUCACACCGAGCCCCGCCCGGUCCGCUCACACCGAGCCCCCCCCGUCCCCUCACACCGAACUCUGCCCGGCCCGCUCACACCGAGCCCGCCCCGGUCCGCUCACACCGAGCCCUGCCCGCUCCCCUCACACCGAACCCCCCCCGUCCCCUCACACCGAGCACCCCCCCGUCCCCUCACACCGAGCCCCCCCCGGCCCGCUCACACCGAGCCCCCCCCGGUCCGCUCACACCGAGCCCCGCCCGGUCCGUUCAUACCGAGCCCCCCCCGCUCCGCUCACACCGAGCCCCGCCCGGUCCGCUCACACCGAGCCCCCCCCGUUCCCUCACACCGAGCCCCCCCCGGCCCGCUCACACCGAGCCCCCCCCGUCCCCUCACACCGAGCCCUGCCCGGUCCCCUCACACCGAGCCCCGCCCCCGUUGCCAUGGUGCCCGCUUGGCGGGAGCGGAGGCCACGCCCCCGCCCGGAGCCCGCGCCCGACGCCCGACGCGGAACCGCCGCGGUGGGAGCGCAGCGCGGAUUGACCCCUUUUCCCUGCGGGAUUUUCUGUCCCGAUGGCGAGGGACGAGCGGGCGACGCUGCUGGAGGUGCACCAGGCACUCCCGGAGGAGCAAUUCCAGAGCCUGAAGUUCCUGCUGGAAGGGCGAGUUCCUGCCGGGCUUCUGCUCCCGGCAUCGCGCCCCGAGUUGUGCCGGAUCCUCCUCCAGCGCUUCCCGGGGAAUUCCCUGCGCGUGACCGCCGGGAUCCUGCGGCAGCUCGGCCGCCUCGACCUCAUCCAGCGCUUCCAGCUGCCCCUGGAAGAGCAAAUCCCAGAAGAAACUCCCUGGGAACGCAACGGGGACACCCCCGAGGGCUGGAGCGGAGCCGGCUGGAGCAGAUCCAGGAGGAAAAUCCUGGCAGUCCCAUCCUGUGGAAUUUCGAGAUGCUGCGGGAGUGGUGGCGGCGGGAGCGACACGAGGCCACAGCGUCCAAGCUCCGAUCCUGCCUCGAGCCCGCCCGGCUCGACCCUGGAAUCCUCGACUUCCUCCAGAGCCUCCAGGGGGAUUGAGGGACCCCCAAACCCCAUUUCAGGGGGAAAGGGGGAUGCAAUAUCAAAUUAAUAUGAAAUUGGGACCAUUAAAUGCUGUUUUCAUUCCA
Messenger RNA from Corvus hawaiiensis (hawaiian crow), 1334 nucleotides. RefSeq lists its product as uncharacterized. The record is from RefSeq and is a predicted model, not a curated record. The transcript has 3 exons. Bases 752 to 1297 code for a protein of 181 amino acids. Gene Ontology annotation, molecular function: protein binding. Gene Ontology annotation, biological process: signal transduction; regulation of apoptotic process. Lineage: Eukaryota; Metazoa; Chordata; Aves; Passeriformes; Corvidae.